Messenger RNA from Nezara viridula (southern green stink bug), 438 nucleotides. The record is from the annotation of a GenBank genome assembly. NCBI's taxonomy places the organism in Eukaryota, Metazoa, Arthropoda, Insecta, Hemiptera, Pentatomidae.
AUGCCUCCGAUUUCCGUCAGCUGUUUUAUUUUCCCAUACACGUCAGGGCGAAAACAAUUGACACUGUCGGCAGAACGGCGUGGAGCAGAAUUUAGGGAACCCGGGGCAUUAGAAAACAACUGGGAACAAGACGACAACUGCAGAGCGGGACAGGAGCUGGUAAUUGCGAUCGAAAACUUAAAUAGGCAACGAGUGUCCCGGGCCCUCGACGAAGUUGGGACUUGGGACUUAACGAAUGACAAUGGCGUGGGGUGCGAUGAGCAACGAUUCGUUCAUUAAUAACAGGCAGAGAGCAAAUAACUCAUCAAGAGUCAGUUUACAUUUGUUAGUUAUCGCUCAUUAGGUGGCGCCACUGGCCCAAUUAAAACUCAGCGAGGAGAUGACUAACUCUUUGCCAGAGCUUCCGCUCUUAUCAGCGCAUUUAGGAGCUCUCAUUUU